AGCUGCGCGAGAAGGCGCCCUCAGUUGGUCCCUAUCUGCCCAACUUUCCACAGGCUCUCCGUCGCUCUGCCUCGCCGAGGGGGGGAUACGAGCUGCUCCGCAUUAUUAGGCGUAACGCUCGGGUUCUGAACGGAUUAUUGUCGCGUAGUUUGUUUUUUUGUUUGUUUUAUUCCCGCGAUAUACUUCGCAGACGCACUGUGAGCUGGUCGGUGUGGACAUGGCAGCUCGAUGCACAUCCGGGCCACAGCGCAGCGACUCCAUUAUUCUCGGCUCGCUGUGAGCGAGCGAUCCCGCUAGCGCAGCGCAGAGACGAGGGCGGACAGGCCACACGGGCGUUUCACACGGGAAUUCGGCUACAAAGCUGGAAAGUUAAAGGAGAUGUCUAAUCAAGGGGGUAGGAGAAACGGACCCGUGAAACUGCGUUUAACAGUGCUGUGUGCGAAGAAUCUGGCGAAGAAAGACUUCUUUCGCCUGCCUGACCCCUUUGCUAAGGUGGUAGUGGACGGUUCAGGACAGUGCCACUCCACAGACACAGUCAGAAACACACUCGACCCCAAAUGGAACCAACACUAUGACCUAUACAUUGGGAAGUUGGACUCCAUCACCAUCAGCGUGUGGAACCAUAAGAAGAUCCACAAGAAGCAGGGCGCCGGCUUUCUGGGCUGUGUACGGCUCCUCUCCAACUCCAUCAACCGCCUCAAAGACACUGGCUAUCAGAGAUUGGAUCUCAACAAGUUGGGGCCUAAUGACAGUGACACAGUGAGGGGCCAGAUAGUAGUGAGUCUGCAAUCCAGAGACCGAAUCGGAACUGGUGGGCCAGUGGUAGACUGCAGUCGUCUGUUUGACAACGACCUGCCUGAUGGCUGGGAAGAAAGAAGAACCGCAUCUGGCCGCAUUCAGUACCUUAACCAUAUCACACGCAGCACGCAGUGGGAGAGGCCCACCAGGCCGGCAUCUGAAUACUCUAGUCCAGGUCGGCCGCUCAGCUGUCUGGUGGAUGAAAACACUCCCAUCAUGACUCCUAAUGGUGCGGCAGGAGUGGAGGCAGGUGAUCUGCGGGUUCAGGAGCGUCGGGUUCGUUCACAGAGACACAGAAAUUACAUGAGCCGAACUCAUCUUCACACCCCACCAGACCUGCCCGAGGGCUAUGAGCAGCGUACCACGCAGCAGGGUCAGGUGUACUUCCUGCAUACCCAGACAGGUGUCAGCACUUGGCAUGACCCCAGAGUACCCAGGGAUCUAAGUAAUGUGAAUUGUGAGGAAUUGGGGCCCCUGCCUCCAGGCUGGGAGAUCAGGAACACAGCUACGGGUCGAGUCUACUUCGUGGACCACAACAACCGAACUACACAGUUUACUGAUCCGCGACUCUCUGCCAACCUGCACCUCGUCCUCAAUCCCAGUCCUAAUGGCUCCCGUGGUGCUGGUGAAGCUCCAAACAGUCGUGCAAGUCAGCUGAAAGACCAGGCCCAGUCUGCCCUGUCUCCUGGUAACCUGCCUGAAGAUGCAGAGUGUCUGACCGUGCCCAAGUACAAGAGAGACCUGGUGCAGAAGCUGAAGAUCCUCCGGCAGGAGCUCUCACAGCAGCAGCCACAGGCUGGACACUGCCGCAUCGAAGUCUCCCGCGAAGAGAUCUUUGAGGAGUCGUACCGGCAAGUGAUGAAGAUGAGGCCGAAAGACUUGUGGAAGAGACUGAUGGUGAAGUUCAGAGGAGAGGAAGGACUGGAUUAUGGAGGAGUAGCCAGGGAGUGGUUAUACCUCCUUUCACAUGAGAUGUUGAAUCCAUACUACGGCCUCUUCCAGUACUCACGGGAUGAUAUCUACACUUUGCAGAUCAACCCAGACUCUGCCGUCAACCCGGAACACUUGUCCUACUUCCACUUUGUGGGCCGCAUAAUGGGCAUGGCUGUGUUCCACGGCCAUUACAUAGAUGGCGGCUUUACUCUGCCCUUCUACAAGCAACUACUGGGCAAACCCAUCACCCUGGACGACAUGGAGUCUGUAGACCCUGACCUGCACAACAGUUUAGUGUGGAUCCUUGACAACGACAUCACAGGGGUACUGGACCACACAUUUUGUGUAGAACACAAUGCAUAUGGGGAGAUCAUUCAGCAUGAGCUCAAACCAAAUGGUAAGAGCAUCCCUGUAACCCAGGAGACCAAGAAGGAGUAUGUCAGGCUUUAUGUGAAUUGGCGGUUCCUGAGAGGCAUCGAGGCUCAGUUCCUGGCCCUCCAGAAGGGCUUCAAUGAGGUCAUACCGCAACACUUGCUCAAGGCCUUUGAUGAGAAAGAGCUUGAGCUGAUCGUGUGUGGCCUAGGAAAAAUCGACAUAAACGAUUGGAAGUCCAACACACGAUUGAAGCACUGCACACCAGACAGCAACAUCGUGAAGUGGUUCUGGCGAGCUGUUGAGUCAUUCGAUGAGGAGCGGAGAGCCCGGCUGCUGCAGUUCGUCACCGGCUCCUCCAGAGUGCCGCUGCAGGGCUUUAAAGCUUUACAAGGAGCUGCGGGUCCACGUCUCUUCACCAUCCAUCAGAUUGACGCCAGCACAGAUAACCUCCCCAAGGCCCACACAUGCUUCAACCGCAUUGACAUUCCUCCAUACGAGCACUAUGACAAGCUCUACGACAAACUUCUAACAGCCAUUGAGGAGACUUGUGGCUUUGCUGUGGAGUGAUUAGCCUGCAUUUAGUGGAUGAGCCAUUCUGUGGGAGGAGUUGACCUGUCACUCUACUCCAAGGGGGGUGGCCUAUGGUUCAGCAGCACCGCCCCCGUCAUCAGAAGCAGGGACAGGAUUAGAAAUAGGAUGACGAGAGGGAUGGAAUAUUUCGCAGCACUCUAUGCCUAAUUCAGCUACAUGUUUUUAUUUUCCUGCAUCCCUGCAUAUUUUUUUGUUUUGUUUUCAAGAGAAAAAUGAACUUCUUUUUCAGCUGCUAGUGACUCUUGACUUUUUACCAUUUUUUGGAACAUGUGUAAAUGACUGCUCUUCCUCUUUUGUUUUUUAGCAUUAAGAAAAAAGAUAUAGACAGUAUUUCAUGUAGCGUCUGUACCAACUGACUGAGGAGAAAGGAGGGACACUGGAGGGGUGCCAACAGAGCACACCUGCAUAAGCUAACAGAGUAGCACUACUGCCCUUACUGAAGACAAGUGGAAGAUGCCAGUGGCGACAAAGGACUACACACAAUGGUGUUUGUUUGCCAGGUGGACUUGGAAGCCCUUGUAGCAGGUCCUUGUCUUCUGAAGUAGAACAGGGUGUGAUACUCUUAAUAUCUUGUUGCAUGGUGCACAUUUGGGGCCUGACAUGCUAUUGCAAACUACAAAGGAGCUCUAAUGAGGGCUCUCAUUUAGGGCCCUUCUGUAAGUGCCCUGCUGGCCACUAUUAAGCCGAUAAACACCAGAAUCCAUUACAACUACCUGUGCUCCAUUCCAUAAAACCAGUCUCAUCAGCAGUCUGAUGUAUAAGCUUCUUUGAAAUGAAUGAAUGAUCAUUUGAUGGAUUGAUUAAUGAGGUAGUCUAGUGUUAUUUUUAUAGGACAUGGAGGAAACAUGAAGAAAUGAACAACCAAAUUAUAUAGAAUUAUAAUUUAUUACCCUUAUUUACCCACUAUAAACUCGUGUUAUCCACAGCAAAAAAAAUUGAAGUGGAACGUGUACACUGCUUUGCCAUGGAUGACUAACAAUUCAAAGAAAGGUGAUAUGAAUGUUUUAGGGAGCCCAUCUCCUUUAGUGCCAUUCAUUUUUUUAAAACUUAUGAUUUGACAUCAGAGCUGAACAUCUUAACGGCUAAAUGUAUGUCUGUGCAUUUAUGAUGCAUUUCAUUUUGUACCCUUCAUUCAUGGAAUGUCUGUUUCUUAUUGACCCCAGCAAGAAUGAUAAGGCUCCAUUAAGGUGUAGUUCCAGUAUUGAGUAUUAACACUAAUAUUGCCUGCUAUGACCCACAGGAAACAAAAGGCAUAAUUAAUUUAACUUUUUUUUCUGUGUCUGAUACUCUUAAGAGUAAGUGACCCUUACAACUGGGAAAUUUCACCUCCGCAGUCUAACCCAUCCAUGCAGUGAAACACCAAGUUGAGUUAAAGUUUAUUUAUAUUGCUCUUUUUACAGCAGGUGUUGUCACAAAGCAGCUUUGCAGAAAAAUUCAGGUCUGAGCCUCCAUGAGCAUCGCCAGUGGUAACAGUGGCAAGGAAAACUCAAAAGGGGAACUCAUCCUUCUCUGGUCGACACCGGAUAGCAAACAGCAUUAAACACUAGGGGGCAGAGACCACACUUGCCCUGGGCGGUGGGCAGCCCUAUCCACAGUGCCCAGGGAGCAGUUGGGGGUGAGGUGCCUUCCUGAAGGGCAUCUCAGUCACGUACUGUUGGCUCACGAACCCCCCCCAUAUCAGUGAGCAUUUAAUUUACGCUACAGGGUGACAAGUAGUGAAGUAAUCAAAGUUUAAAGCUUCAAACAGAAACAAAAAUAGAUGACGCUGACAAUUAGAACAUGGCUGCAGCAGAUUUGAGCCGUUUUGUCCUUCUGCUUCAAGGGGUCUGUAGCUGCAGUACCUUAUUAUGAAUGACUGUGGACAAAAGUGUCUUAAAUGACUAAAUCUCGAACGUAAAUGUCAUCAGUUAUACCCAAACGCCUUGAAAGCUUGUCCUCCUUACCUUUUGUAUUACUUUAAAUGUGUAGACUCAGACAUAGUGCAACACCUUUUUUUAUACUUUCCAGUUUCAUUCUAAGACUCACAAGCAACAUAUUUGAUUCUUAAUCAAUGGCUUGAAUUUUUAGCUGUCUUCUCCAGUAAAAAAGUCUCCAUCAUAUUUAUUUUAUUUUAUAAGCUCAUAUUAGAUGGUUGAAUGUUUGAGAUGAUACUUGUCUAUAGCAAUCCUCUAUGACCAUGGACUGUUGUUAAAAUUUGCAUAUGCUGAAAAUGAAUUACACUUCUCGUAUUACUUUUUAUUUUAUUUUAUAAACUGUGUGUGGAAAAAAAAGUGGAAAAAAUAAUCUCUGGAUAAAGUGAUUAUCCUGAAGUUAUCCUGAAAAGGUGCUUUGUACAGUAAUAGAAUAUUGUCCUUAUACAGUUGGCCAUGUGGAUCACAGAAAUCUGUCAUAUAUCUUUAAGUUAAAUAGAAAGAUAUAUAAGAAGACAUUGGGGGAAAAUACAUUUUUGCACACAUGCAGACUGUAAUUGUUGUAAAUAAUAGGCAAAAAAAUUCUAUUUACCGAACUCUUUAUGAACGGAACGAAUUUUUUUUUUAAUGUAUUUCAUUUACUCUCAAGUCCAGUGCACACAUACAGACUCUCGUCAUUGCUUUUCCUUCUCUUUACUCAGCAUCACUCUUUUGUUGUACAGCUGCCUCCAGGACGUUGGACUGGAUGUUGUUUUGGCAUGUUAAAAUUCGAGAGGCGCCUCUGGUUUAUUUUAGCAUGACUUACUAGCAGGACUAUAUCUCAUAGUUGACCGGUGCAAUUUGUUUAAUGUAACACACUAUCAUUUUUUUGUAAGAGUAUUUUAUUUUUGUGUGUAAUUAGUUCUGAUUAAACUGGCCAUUGGCACCAACGGCUGCUUUUA
Pygocentrus nattereri (red-bellied piranha) is the source of this 5548-nucleotide messenger RNA. RefSeq names its product SMAD specific E3 ubiquitin protein ligase 2 (gene smurf2). The record is from RefSeq and is a predicted model, not a curated record. Lineage: Eukaryota; Metazoa; Chordata; Actinopteri; Characiformes; Serrasalmidae. Gene Ontology annotation, molecular function: protein binding; ubiquitin protein ligase activity. Gene Ontology annotation, biological process: ubiquitin-dependent protein catabolic process; negative regulation of BMP signaling pathway. The coding region runs from base 379 to 2673 and encodes 764 amino acids. The transcript has 20 exons.